CAAUCAAAGUUCGAAUUAAAAAGAAAAGACCAGAACUCAGAAUAGAAGGGCUGAUUUUUUUUUUUAAUUAACAAAAAAAUAUCUGGCUAUAAAAAAAUAAACAUGGUGGACGCAGGCUCAGAAUGUUUCGUUAUCGGUUGUGGUUUUUAGUUUACUACUAAAGUAAAAUGUCCGGCACAAGUAGUUCGGGAGUGCCCAGUGGUGUGGUGCAGAACAGUGCUUUGUCUUUCGUUGCGCAUGCGCAGCCGACCAGUUCUGAUGGACCCGCAGUAACAGCUGUUGACGCAGGUUCCUCGGAAGAAACUAAUAACCAAACAGAUCGUCUUAUGCCGGCAGGCUUAAAAACUCUCUAUGAUGCGUGCUUCAAAGUAUACCCAGACCAGCCCAAUCCUCUGCAGGUUACAACAAGGUUGAAAUAUUGGCUAGGUGGUCAAGACCCCCUGGACUACAUAAGCAUGUACUGGAACCCUGGGAAGCCUGAUGAAAAUAUACCAUCGCAUUGGCAUUAUGUUAGCUUUGGCCUGUCAGACCUUCAUGGAGACGGCAGAGUGCAUCCCGAACCUGAUCCCAUAGAGAGAUGUUCAGGGUAUGGGUUAGAGCUCACCUUCAGGCUAGCGAGUGAGGCGCGGGAACCUCCCCUGUGGCCUGCCGCCUUGCUGCAACAACUUGCAAGAUAUAUAUUUACCACUGGCAAUAAGUUCUGCGCGGGUGACCACGUGUCGUGGCACGCGGCGCUGGACGGGUCGGAGUCGCGCGUGCGGCACCUGCUAGUUGCGGACGAUCCGCAGCUGGCGUCUGCGGAUACGCCGCAUGGCACCGUCACAUUCCUGCAAAUGGUUGGUUGCACGAGCCGGGAGCUUCGGGCUGCACAGAGGGGCUCGGGUUUUGAAGUCCUCAAGGCGUUAAGUGAAGACUCACGAUGCGGCGGCAGAUGGUUGGUGACCAGAGCGCAAAGGAGGGUCUCCGCUCGAAUGGGCUCCGCCGCCAGACGCGCCGCACACCUCGCGGGUGUGUCUGCCAGGGUGCGAUGGCAGAAACUUUCGAACCCGGAUCAAUCCAGCUCGAUGUCGCCGAGCGUGGAGAGACAAAUCAAAGAGACUCUGCAGCGAGGUCUCAGCAGCAUGAGCGAUAGAGGCACUGAAGGUCACAACAUGUCUACAGACAGUUUCGAGAUGUCGAGCAUAGAACGCGCAUUGCCGCAACUGCCCGAAAUGAUGCAGGGUUCUUGGCGUGGUGAAGACGAUGUGGAGUAUCUGGAAGGAGUGCAUCUGAUGUUGAACGCGGAGGGUGCGAGCCUGUGGCCACUAGCCAUCGACGGGCGGGUGCUGCAUGAUCGCCACUUCACGUGGCGCCAAGGUCCGCGCGCCGUCACCAUACUCCCCCCCAGCGUGGCCGGAGCCCUAGUCACUGAACAGAAGCCCUACGCCACCAGGGGUGACUGGUUACAGAUUCUAAUACCGCCGGAUUUAGCGCAAGAAAUGUCAAAACAACUCUCCGAUCUCUCCCGUCUGGCGGAUAGCGACUCGGAGAGCGAAGGGGAGGCGGAGAAGUCUCCGCGGCCCUCCCUCCCACUCGUGUACAGCUGGCCAACACACAGACUGACACUUUCUAUUUUGCACGAUAUGGAGAUAUUGUACUGAAGAGAAUAGUAUUUAAAUUAUCACUUUUACCGGAUUUAGAGGAAUAAUUAUAAUCUCAAAGACGCAAAGUAUAUAAGGAGCAGUGGCGUGCACCUCAUACAGGCGUAGAAACACUGCCUACCCAAAUAAAAAUAUCACUCCUAAAGCAGGAUGAUUUUUGCAUUUUCUGCCAAGUUUCUGAUUUAAAUAUUAAUAAUCAAGAUACUACGACAGCACACACAUUGCCAUCUGGCCCCAAAGUAAGCGUAGCUUAUGUUAUGGGUACUAAGAUGUCUGAUGAAUAUUUUUUUGAAUA
Molecule: messenger RNA, 1935 nt
Organism: Pararge aegeria (speckled wood butterfly)
Lineage: Eukaryota; Metazoa; Arthropoda; Insecta; Lepidoptera; Nymphalidae
Gene: Su(fu)
Product: suppressor of fused homolog
Exons: 12
Coding region: 168-1640 (490 amino acids)
Cellular component (GO): cytoplasm; nucleus
Molecular function (GO): transcription factor binding
Source: RefSeq, a predicted model, not a curated record